GAACCAUUUAGUGCCGGGAGAUUCCUUUCUUCUACAGCCAGUUGUGCAGUCACUAAGAUUUGGGUUGGUUUGAAGGAGUACUGGUAGUCUGAGGAUUAUCCAGUAGCAAGAUAAUUCACUUCGCGUUUGAGGAUCCCACUCCAAAACAAUGAAUAUUUUACCAAAAAAAAGAUGGCAUGUUUUAAAAAAAGAGAACAUUGCUCGGGUGAGGUCAGAUGAGGCAAAAUAUGAGGAGGAGCGAAGAAAAUUUGAAAUUAAAGCACAACUUGCUGAUCAGGAAGCGCGAAUAGAUUAUUUAAGAAGACAAAAAAAUAACCUAACAUCUAGCUCGGGAUCAGAUGGAUUCCAGAUAACUCUAACAAAAGAUAGUAUCCUGAAUGUCUCACAAGGAAACGCAGAAUACGAAAAUGAGAAGAAGAUCGAACAAGAGAGAAAAGAGAAAGCAGUUGGGAUUUUGACUUAUUUAGGCCAAACUGUUCUUGAUGCUGCCGGUGAAAAGCCGUGGUAUGAUGUGCACCCUCGAACUUAUGAGCGUCGUGAGAGCGAACGAAGAAAGACCAAAGAAGAACUGGAAAUAAAGAAGAAGACAUUGGCUGACCCAUUAACAGAAAUGAAGAAGGUCGAGGAGAUGUUCAAACACAAUAAGGAAGUAAAAAGGCAGAGCGAAGCAGCUGAACUUCAACGUGCCAGUGCUUGCAUUCAUGCUAUGCCAACCUUAUUUCCUGAUGACAUAAUGGUACCAAAGUGCCCAUACAAAGAGGCUUCGAAAAGUCGACGAACAGGUAAUAGGUAUACUCAAUCACUUACUGAAACUUCAUGUAAUUCAUUUGGGGAGCUAACGAAAGAUUUAUCCACGGGGGUUUCUCUGAAUCCCGAAAGUAUGGAUAAAAAAUCAGAAUUGAUUGAAAUGGCCAAGCGUUCAGACAUUAAUCGUCUUCGGGCUGAAAGACUGCGACGAGAACGAAAGGAAAGAGACAGGGCAGCAGUUUUACUGGCUAAAUCUUUUGGUUUAGAUGCUUUAAAACCUCCAGAUCAAGAACAAGUGUAUGUAGACGAACGAAGUUUGCCCUUUAAUUCUGCAUUUAAUCCUGAACUGUCAGCUAUCCUGGCUGAACGACGUCAACGACAUCGUGAGUCGAGAAAGCGGAGUUACAAAGAGGUGAAUUAAAUCUUUGCAAAUGGUGAUUUCGCAAACUGUACAUAUUGUGUUUUUUUUCAUUUUCACAAAUGAUCUGAAAACUAUUGGGAUAUGUUAUGUGUAAGUAGUUCUAGUCGUUUGGCCAAAGCCUUUAGUUAUCGUUUUCGAUUGUCUCCAAAAUAUAAAUACCCUUUAUUUGUGG
This is a messenger RNA of Schistosoma guineensis, 1340 nucleotides long. NCBI's taxonomy places the organism in Eukaryota, Metazoa, Platyhelminthes, Trematoda, Strigeidida, Schistosomatidae. The record is from the annotation of a GenBank genome assembly.